Impatiens glandulifera is the source of this 3537-nucleotide messenger RNA. RefSeq names its product autophagy-related protein 18h-like. Lineage: Eukaryota; Viridiplantae; Streptophyta; Magnoliopsida; Ericales; Balsaminaceae. The coding region runs from base 249 to 3086 and encodes 945 amino acids. Gene Ontology annotation, cellular component: cytoplasm. The record is from RefSeq and is a predicted model, not a curated record. Gene Ontology annotation, biological process: autophagy; response to starvation. Gene Ontology annotation, molecular function: protein binding. The transcript is spliced from 9 exons.
GCAAGCAGUCCAAAUUUCCCAAGAGAGAAGAAGAGAAAGAGAGAGAAAACGAAACGUCUCCUGAAGGUCAAACUGCGAAAGAUAAAUUCACGUCGGUGUUAAUCUCUUCUGUGUACCGAUCCCUGAAUCGUCGAUUAAUUAAUGCAAUCAUCUGAUCGUCUAUUACCGGCGACGGUAUUAUUUGGAGGAGAAGAGAGGACAGCACAAUCCGGUAAGGCGAUAACCUUCCGGUUACAUCGUGUUUGAUUAUGAAGAGAAACCAAGACAGCACGGGAAAAAGCGCCGCUGGAAAUGGGUUUAUCCCUAAUUCUCUCAGAUUUAUAUCCUCUUGCGUAAAGACCGUUUCUUCCAACGUUCGGUCUGCUGGGGUAUCUGUUGCUGGUUCAAUCUCCGGUGAUUCUGAUGAUCGAAGGAAAGAACAGGUCCUUUGGGCUUCCUUUGACAACCUAGAACUUGGUUCGUCUUGUCUCAAGCAUGUCCUAUUACUGGGCUAUUCCAAUGGAUUUCAAGUUCUUGAUGUUGAAGACACUUCUAAUGUCACUGAACUGGUUUCAAGGCGUGAUGGUCCUGUCACAUUCUUACAGAUGCAGCCUACCCCUGCUGAAUCAGACACCGACGCUGGUUUCAGAGCAUCACAUCCAAUCCUUCUGGUUGUUGCCAGUGAUGAAACAAGCAGCUCUGGUUCAGUGCUGAACGCGAGAGAUACUUCAAAUAGAAAUAGCUACCCAGAUUUGCAAAGUGGAAACUUUAUUAACUCCCCCUCAUCUGUUCAGUUCUAUUCUUUGAAGUCUCACACUUAUGUUCACGUUCUGCGGUUCCGUUCAACUGUUUUUAUGGUCAGAUGCAGUCCACGGGUAGUAGCUAUCAGUCUUUCGUCACAGAUUUACUGUUUUGAUGCCCUAACGCUUGAGAACAAGUUCAGUGUCCUUACAUAUCCUGUCCCUCAAGUUGGAGGUGGACUUGUUGCAGUGAAUAUUGGAUAUGGCCCAAUGGCAGUAGGCCCAAGAUGGUUAGCUUAUGCAUCCAACAACCCACUAUCAAAUGCAGGGAGAUUAAGUCCUCAAAGUCUUAGUCCCUCUCCUGGAGUUAGUCCUUCUACUUCACCUGGAACUGGAAGCUUGAUGGCACGGUAUGCAAUGGAGUCAAGUAAGCAGUUGGCUUCUGGGAUAGUCAAUUUGGGUGAUAUGAGCUAUAAGACUUUGUCAAAAUAUUAUCAUGAGCAUUUUCCUGAUGGUUCCAAUUCUCCCGUACGAUCAAACUCUGGCAGAAAAGCUGGUAGAGUUUCAGCACAAUCAACUGAAAUGGACAAUUCGGGAGUGGUCAUUAUAAAAGAUAUAGUAUCUAGAGCUGUCGUUUGCCAGUUUAGGGCUCACACUAGCCCUUUAUCUGCUUUGUGUUUUGAUCCAAGUGGGACUCUUUUGGUCACUGCAUCUGUACAUGGGAACAACAUUAAUAUCUUCCGCAUCUUUCCAUCUCCAAAUGGAUCAGGAAGCCACAGCAAUGACUGGACUUCAUCUCAUGUCCACCUUUACAAACUUCACCGAGGAAUGACUUCAGCUGUUAUUCAAGACAUUUGUUUUAGCCACUAUAGUCAGUGGAUAACUGUUGUUUCAUCAAAGGGGACAUGUCAUGUAUUCGUUCUAUCACCUUUUGGUGGAGAGACCGGUCUUCAGCUGAAGAAAUCUCUUCUCGAUGGGCCAGAACUCAUACCUAUACUAUCUCAACCUUGGUGGUCUCCAUCAUCUCUUGCGAUAAACCAGCAUUCGUCACCUCCUUCACCGAUUACUCUCUCUGUGGUUAGCAGGAUACGAGUAGGUAAUUCUGGGUGGCUAAAUACUGUGAGUAGUGCAACUGGGAAGGUCUCUCCAACAACUAGCAUUGUUGCUUCUGUUUUUCACAACUCUGUAUCUACUUCCUCAAAUUUAAAUGUCCUAGAGCAUCUAUUGGUUUAUACCCCGUCUGGUAACUUGGUUCAGUAUAACCUUCUGCCUUCAGUGGGGGGAGAACAAAAUGAUUCUGCUCAAAGAACUGUUACAGGUUCUUCAAUGCAGAUGCAGGAAGAGGAAUUGUUGCGGGUUAAAUCUGAAUCUGUUCAGUGCUGGGAUGUUUGUCGAAGGGAAGACUGGCCUGAAAGAGCCGAGAAAAUUGAUGGAAUUCCUAAUGUUCAGUUUGUUAAAGAUGGUUCUAAACAUGAAGAAUGUGAUAUUAUUAAGGAGAAAGACUUGCUGAAGUCUAAUGAACAUUCUCAUUGGUAUUUAUCUAAUGCUGAAGUGCAGACAAGGUCUGGGAAGUUACCAGUUUGGCAGAAGUCCAAGAUUUAUUUCUUUAGAAUGAGCCCCAUUUUGGGUGCUCUGCAACAUCCAACUGAAGAUAUUUCCAAAGGGGAGAUGGAAAUUGAGAAGAUCCCUAUUAAUGAGGUUGAGAUCAAACGGAAGGACUUGCUGCCUGUUCUUGAUCGUUAUCAUAGUAUUCAGACUGACACGAGGUAUGGCAGGGAUUAUGUUGGGGAGAAAUACUCCUCUUCCCUUAGCUUUAAUGGAGGCUUUACCGUAGAAAAACCUUCAUCUCCAUCUUACAGCUCUCAUAGUGAGAAAUUGUAUGUGCCAGCAUCAUUAAGAAUACCUGCAGAGAUGGAAGCCUCAGAGCCCAUGGAUCUCUCUGAAUCUCCUAUUGUCAUCGAUGAGACGAAAAAUGUGAAACGACCUGUAAAAGAUCUCAUGCCAUCUCUUCCACUCACCAAAACAAACGCUGAAAAUAUUGCCAGAGAAGUUGAGUCCUCUAGUAGUGUUGUGACUAGUGAAUCUUCAAACAACAGUUCUAACCGUUCUGAUUCGAGUAUGAAUAUAAUUGAUGAGGGGCCAGUGGAUGAAGAAAUGAAUGAACCGCUUGAUUUCGGAAACUAUUUUGACGAGGAAUAUUGUAGAGCUUCUUCUACACAUGAUGAAGGAUCUGCACUUGGAGAAGCUAGUAACUUGUAUAGUGGUGACAGUCCUCGCCUAAAAGAGAAAUUGGAGGAAGAUGGGGAAAGUGAUGAUAUGCUCGGUGGUAUUUUCUCUUUCUCUGAAGAAGGCGAGUCCUUGAGCUGAUGAUUUCCUGUCCAUGUGUGAUCGAUCCCCAUUUGAGCGAAGAACAAUCGGAAAAAGGUAAAUAUAAUAUAAUAUAUAUGAAUCAAAUGAUGUCUACUAACACUACUGGGGAAGAAAUGCCCAGACAUUCUUUUGGUUGAUGAUGAUGGGGUUUUAUUUAAAGGAGAAAAAAGAUGGCCUGAUCUUUAUUCUUCAAGUUAUAUAUAUAUAUAUAUUUCAUUCUAAUGCUUCUUCUCAUGUAAAUGCUGUAAAUUACACACUAGACAUUAGAAAUGAUUUGUAUGUCUGGAUUGAUUUAUGUUAUUGUGUAAACAAUAUUUCAUUUUCAAGAAAAAGAUAAAAAAAAAUUAAAGUGGAGAAAUGAGGAAAAGCUUCAUUCUGUUGUAACAAUGGUUUGUUUGGCAAAUGUUGGCCAGUUCUUUCAAUUUGAAUUAUUUUUUUUAAGGAUAUU